GUGGCGACGUUGUCGAUUGGCUUCUGCGUGCGGGGCCUGGUGAGGAUGGGUGGUGGCCGUUUGAAUUCAAAAGUGGCGGGUGUGUCGCGGAGCUGGUAGCCGUCCGAUACCAUAGCGCGAGUGUUCUGCGUCGCGAGCGAGCGAGCGAGGGAAUCUGGGUCCCGGGAGCCCCGACGCCCUGUCCUCUCCUAUUGCGCUCCCCUGGAGUGUGUAGGACGGAGCUGAAUAUGGAGCAGCAGCAGAGACACCCCCUCUUGGAAGUGAGAGGGAACAAGGCACCUUCUCGACUGCCUCUCCCAGGAGGCAGGCUCAAGAGGGGGCCUGACCAGAUGGAGAAUGCCUUGGAGCCUGAGAAGAAACGGAUACGAGGCCUGGGCACAGUAAGCAAAAUUGUCACGUCCCACCCCAGAGCACCGCCCCUCACUACAGUGCCACAGACUCAAGGCCAGAUUGCAGCCCAGAAAGUUCCCAAGAAAACAGGACCACGGUGUUCUACAGCGACUACCACAGUGUCGAAGAGCAAGAAGCCAGUUGCUGCUGUUCCUGCCCAGAAGCCUGAUAUAUCAGCUGUUCCUCCCACGGUGGGAGGGAAGAAACCCAGCAAACGUCCAGCCUGGGAUUUAAAGGGUCAGUUAGGUGACCUAAAUGUAGAGCUGAAACGCUACCGUGAGAGGACUCAAACGUUGGACCAGGAGAACCAACAGCUGCGGGCCCAGCUCAAAGAAGCCCAGCAACAGGCCACAGCCCUGGGGGAAGAACGCAGGACACUGAAAGAGGAGUUAGCUGAGGUGCAAGCUCAGGCAGAGCAAGGCCAGCAAGAGCUGGGGAACCUGAGUGCCCGUGUCCUGGAGCUGGAAGAGCGGCUGGGCACACAAGAGGGCUUGGUGCAAGAGCUCCAGAAAGAACAGUUGGCGUUGCAGGAGGAGCGGAGAGAACUGGCUGCCCGGCUGGAGGAACAGGAGAGGCGGCUGCAGGCAUCAGAAGUGGCUCUGUCAAGCAGCCAGGCAGAGGUGGCAUCUCUGCGCCAGAAGACUGCAGCCCAGGGGACUUUACUGGCCGAGCGGGGAGAGCGUCUUCACGGGCUAGAGAUGGAGCGCCGGCGACUACACAAUCAGCUGCAGGAACUCAAGGGCAAUAUCCGCGUAUUUUGCCGGGUCCGCCCAGUCCUUUCAGGCGAGCCCACCCCGCCCCCUGGCCUCCUCCUGUUUCCUGCUGGCCCUGGUGGGCCUUCUGAUCCUCCAACCCGCCUCAGCCUUUCCCGGUCUGAUGAACGGCGUGGGACCCUGAAUGGGGCACCAGCCCCCACCACCCGCCAUGACUUUUCCUUUGACCGGGUAUUCCCACCAGGGAGUGGACAGGAAGAGGUGUUUGAGGAGAUUGCCAUGCUUGUCCAGUCAGCCCUGGAUGGCUACCCAGUAUGCAUCUUUGCCUAUGGCCAGACAGGCAGUGGCAAGACCUUCACAAUGGAGGGUGGGCCUGGGGGAGACCCCCAGGUAGAAGGGCUGAUACCCCGGGCUCUGCGGCACCUCUUCUCUGUGGCCCAGGAGCUGGGUGGCCAGGGCUGGACAUACCGCUUUGUGGCAAGCUAUGUAGAGAUUUACAAUGAGACCGUCCGAGACCUGCUGGCCAUUGGAGCCCGGAAGGGCCAGGGCAGUGAGUGUAAGAUUCGCCGGGCUGGGCCAGGGAGUGAGGAGCUUACUGUCACCAAUGCCCGAUAUGUCCCCGUCUCCUGUGAGAAAGAGGUGGAGGCCCUGCUCCAUCUGGCCCGCCAGAACCGGGCUGUGGCCUGCACAGCCCAGAACGAGCGGUCCUCACGCAGCCACAGUGUGUUCCAGCUACAGAUCACUGGGGAGCACACUGGCCGGAGCCUACAGUGUGGGGCUCCCCUCAACCUGGUAGACCUGGCCGGGAGUGAGCGGCUAGACUCUGGCUUAGCCCUUGGCGCUGAGGAGCGGGAACGGCUUCGGGAAACGCAGGCCAUUAACAGCAGCCUGUCUACACUGGGGCUGGUCAUCAUGGCCCUGAGCAACAAGGAGUCCCACGUGCCCUACCGGAACAGCAAGCUCACCUACCUGCUGCAAAACUCUCUGGGUGGCAGUGCUAAGAUGCUCAUGUUUGUGAAUAUUUCCCCCCUAGAAGAGAACGUCUCCGAGUCCCUCAACUCCCUGCGCUUUGCCUCCAAGGUGAACCAGUGUGUUAUUGGUACUGCCCAGGCCAACAGGAAAUGAAAAUGGACCCAGAUCCUGUGGGUGUGUGUGUCUGUCCAUGUGUGCCCAAGUUUUGUGCCCAUGUGUGUUUUGAGGGAGAGGGUUGCUGAGGGAUGCUUUAUGGGAGGGGAGGGGUGAGGAAGGCUGUUGUACCUGGGCCUAUCAAAUAAAGAAUUUUUUUAAAAAAAAAAUAAAGGUUUUAUUAGCAGAUACCCAAGGAGGGAGCUAUUUUUCAUACAUCUAAGGAUGGGAACUGUGGAUCUGUCCACUCUGCCAAGUGUGUGUGUCUUGUGGGGUGAGGGCUGCAGUUUUUCUCUCGGACAGGUCUCCCGCUGGAGUCUGAAGGGGACCUUCAAUUCUUUGUGGUUCUGUACCCUGGUCUGGCCCAUCUCUCUCUCACCUAACGUCCCCUCCCCCAUCAUAAAUAUCAAGGAGGUGCGCCUACUAGCUACCCCACAGCCCCGUCAUGGUCACCCCCACCGUUUCACCCACACCAUCAGCUACCCCAACCCCUGGGAGAAAAACUCCUUUGGUGGAUGUGGGAACAGGAAUCGAGGGGCGGGGACUAGGCGUGCACUGGGCAAACUGCUGGCUCUUCCCGCCCUUUCCCUGCCUUCCUGUUCGAAUCGCCAGGGUUCUGCCCUGUGCCCGUUCAUUGGCUGACUCUCCAUGACGUCACUGGUAUUAUCUCUCCUCGUCCUUGCACUAGCCCUCAAAGCCCGGGGCGGGACAUACAGGGG
Molecule: messenger RNA, 2947 nt
Organism: Loxodonta africana (African savanna elephant)
Lineage: Eukaryota; Metazoa; Chordata; Mammalia; Proboscidea; Elephantidae
Gene: KIFC1
Product: kinesin family member C1
Exons: 11
Coding region: 228-2228 (666 amino acids)
Biological process (GO): microtubule-based movement
Molecular function (GO): microtubule binding; microtubule motor activity; ATP binding
Source: RefSeq, a predicted model, not a curated record